Centruroides sculpturatus (bark scorpion) is the source of this 1029-nucleotide messenger RNA. Its product is annotated as techylectin-5A-like. The transcript has 6 exons. The record is from RefSeq and is a predicted model, not a curated record. Lineage: Eukaryota; Metazoa; Arthropoda; Arachnida; Scorpiones; Buthidae. The coding region runs from base 339 to 887 and encodes 182 amino acids.
UCGUCAAAUGCCGUUCUUUACGCAGAAAAUUCCAUUGUGUUAAAGGCUUUGCACGUGAAUAUUAUGAAUUUCUUGAUUUUAGGAACUUCAUAAUUCUCUUUGGUGUUUGGCUCCUUUAAAAAGUAUUUGUGAUUAUCGAGCUGCAAUUUUCAUAUUGAAAAACUUCGUUCAGACUCUCGUGCUUUGUCACAAGAGGGAUACGUCAGUCGAAGAUGACGUUAUCGAACCCAUUGACUGCGAAGAAUUGAAGGAAACCGGCGUCGAGGAAUCCGGAAUUUACACAGUGUGUCCGAAGGGAAGAACAAACGAACCUCUUUGUUUUCCCUGUGUACUGCGACAUGGAAAAGGACGGAGGAGGAUGGACAGUAUUCCAGAGAAGAGGAGAUUAUGGUAAUCUGCAUGACUAUUUUUAUAGAAACUGGACAAAUUACAGCCAAGGUUUCGGAAAAUUAAACGAAAGAUUUUGGUUAGGACUGGACAAAAUACAUUCAUUAACGGCUCAAGGAAAUUACAUGCUGAGAAUUAACAUGGUAAAGUUUAGAGAAAGUGGAGAUUAUUACGCCGUUUACUCAAAUUUUAAAGUUGGAAGCAAAGACGAAUUAUACAAAUUGACGUUCGAUAACUUCGUUGAAGGAAAUAUAGGUGAUUCUUUAAGUAUUGUUAAAAAUAACAGAUUCAGCACAUUCGAUAAUGGACCGUGGAUCGGAGUCUGUUCAGAUAAUAAGAACGGCGGAUGGUGGGUCACAUCAACUGAAUCCUGUUAUACGCAUCUAAGUGUCAACAAUAAAAACAUAAAUUACAAGUGUACCGGCGGAAUGAUAUGGCAUAUUUAUGGUGAAUAUAUACAAGUAGAGUGGGUUGAAAUGAAAAUCCGAAGAAUGGAAUAACACAAAUUUUCAAUUUACCAGUUUCGUAUGUAAUGGCAUUUAUCGUAAAUAUUAAUUUGUAUUUGUAUUUUAUAAAAGCAAUUUAAUAUUUUAAUGUAUACGUAAACAAUACUUAGAUCUGCUAAUUGCCACUGAGAAUAUU